AUGUGGAACAUGAGCUGCCCGACAAUGGUCUGCUCUGUACUGUGUAUACCAGUGGUCAGCCAUGAAUCGCAGACUGAUGUAUCGAGUACGAGCCGGCGCAUUCGAGGUGUGCCGCAUGUUGCGCCUCAACCGCCAGGCAAAGCGGUAUCGACUACCUGGUUCUCUCACUGCGACGUCACCGCAACACGAGUACACUUGUGUGUCGCUUGUCGAGGCCACCGCUGCCGCCCAGGUGACUUGAAGUCUUGA
Messenger RNA from Colletotrichum paranaense, 249 nucleotides. RefSeq lists its product as uncharacterized. The transcript is spliced from 2 exons. Bases 1 to 249 code for a protein of 82 amino acids. The record is from RefSeq and is a predicted model, not a curated record. Lineage: Eukaryota; Fungi; Ascomycota; Sordariomycetes; Glomerellales; Glomerellaceae.